CACCACAAACACCCCACAUAGUAACAUAUCAAGAUGCACGUGCAAAGUUGCCACGGGCAGCAGUGACCUCAGAUUUGCAGUCUGAUGAAAAUGAUGACCGCCCAGCCUACUUUAAACGAAAGAAUCGUGGUUCAAAAAUGUUUAUCUCUAGUGGCAGUGAGGAUGAGUUGGAAUCACCUAUUUUUAGAAAAAGAAGAAAUGUAGAAGUUGGGGCUAGUGAAAGCAGUGCACCUAUUCCAGCAGCACCAUCUGUGCCACAACCACCACCCAAAAUCUUCAGAUCCACUGACUCUAGGGAGAAUAUUGGACAGCAAACCAGACCUGCGAGUAACUUUGGCAUGGUAGAUUCUGAUACUUCUGCUAUAUUACGAGAAAUCCUUGUUUCUUUGGAAACUUUAAAGGAGCAGCAGAAAUUCCUCCUUGCUCAUGUGCUUAAGCUUGGAAGUGGUGGGCCCACAAACAUUCCUGAUGUGACAGACCUUGGUCUUCCUCUGGCAUCCAUUCAAGAACUGAAAGACUUAGAUGAGCAAAUCAGGGUUAGACCAGAACAGAAGAACAAGUUGACAACAUAUCUCGGGUUUACUGGUGGAGUCAAUACAAAAGAGACUGUAUGGAGGGCCAUGUCUACACUUUUAACAAACUCCUUGGCAAAGGAGAUCAACUGGAGUGGAGCUAACCGGAAACUGGCCUUUAAAAGUCUUUCCAUCAAAGGAGUUGUUCUUAAUGCUGUUAGAAAGUGUCCACAUGCAAGAGAUGCAACUGACAAAGAAGUUGAGCAGUAUAUAGCAAGGUGGUUACAGCUUGCUCCAGACAGAGAUGGUGGGCGGAAAGAAAGGGCAAAAUCUGCUGCGAGCAACACAUCAUUUGAGAGAGAGUAAAUUAUUGCUGCAUCUUCAUUAACACACAAGAUAGCUCACACAGUUUCUCAUUCUUUGACCUAGGAUGCAGUUCAAAUCAAUUUUGGAAAAGUGUGAGCUGAAUUGUGUUUUGGAAAUAUUAAUUGUUUCGUUUGUCCAAUAAAAGUGAUCACAGACUGUGCUGCUUUUCAAGUUAAUACAUACAUAAUAAACAUAUAAUUUAUUUCUGAACAUUAA
Molecule: messenger RNA, 1094 nt
Organism: Astyanax mexicanus (Mexican tetra)
Lineage: Eukaryota; Metazoa; Chordata; Actinopteri; Characiformes; Acestrorhamphidae
Exons: 6
Coding region: 138-878 (246 amino acids)
Source: RefSeq, a predicted model, not a curated record